Molecule: messenger RNA, 726 nt
Organism: Colletotrichum truncatum
Lineage: Eukaryota; Fungi; Ascomycota; Sordariomycetes; Glomerellales; Glomerellaceae
Product: transcription initiation factor TFIID subunit 12
Source: RefSeq, a predicted model, not a curated record
AUGAAAAAUUCUCUAUCUUCCAACCGUGGCGUCCUCGGCCCAAAGGCGUCUCGCAUUCAGAAAAUGAAGGGCUCUAGGCAAAACCCCAGGCAAUCGCUACGACAUCAUCACGACAGCCGGCCUUCGUCAACUACUGGCAGUUCACAUAUCCCGCCACCGGCUCCAAAGCCUGCUCUUUCGCAGCCACGGUUUUCGGAGCCUAUGUACCGACCAGAAAUGAUGCGGAACCUACCUCACCUCACCGAUGAAGAGAAGGCUAAAUACGAGAGGGGGUUGCACCAACUCUGGAACCACUACGAGACCCAUCCCGAAGAGUCUGCCCAGCAUAAGGAUGCCAAGCAGAAAAUUCGCGACUUCACAAAGAUGCUGCUGAACAAGCUUCAGAAGAAACGAAUGGAGGCAGCACAACAGCAGCAACAACAAUCUGAGCAGGCAGAUCAGUCGUCUCAGGUAGUCCCGGGGUCUCAACAAUCCCAGCAGUCACACCAGCAUCAGAAACUUCAGGAAGCGGCCAAAGAAUUUCAAGAGUCUUUGCAACAUAGAGGCACCAAAUGGUCGACUAUUUCAAGAGACUGCACAAUGGGUAUGCAUGCAAUGGAGGCUGAGCUCCUGAUACAGUUUGGAAAACGGCUACGAAGUAGCUCCAGGGAACCAUCCAUUCUCCUUCAGACGCUUACGAGCUCCUCGAAGGCCAGCUUGAGGAAAGACCAAAAGAGCCAGUUGUGA